Molecule: messenger RNA, 855 nt
Organism: Tremella mesenterica DSM 1558
Lineage: Eukaryota; Fungi; Basidiomycota; Tremellomycetes; Tremellales; Tremellaceae
Exons: 8
Coding region: 1-855 (284 amino acids)
Biological process (GO): protein folding in endoplasmic reticulum
Cellular component (GO): EMC complex; membrane
Source: RefSeq, a predicted model, not a curated record
AUGACUGCAACGACGACGAGCGUUGCAUCUUUGACAACGAUGCAGUGGGUGACCAUGCCCGUCAAAGUGGAGCAAGAGCUCUACCUGGAUCCCUCCAUUCGGGACUGGGUACUCAUCCCCAUCACAUUGAUCAUGGUUCUGGUUGGUAUACUACGUCAUUACGUCACCCAACUCCUCGUUUCCGCUCCUAAAAAACAAACUCUGGCUGCGGUGAGAGAACAACGUGCCCUCGCUCGUGGUGCUAUCUUACGUACUUCUACCCCUCUCUCACCACUUUAUCCCUCUCAAUACAAAGCUUUUUCCGUCUCAUUAGCGGCUGCAUUAUCUUCCGGUGGAUACCUGAAAGAAGAAAAACCGAAAGAAGGAGAGGAAGACAAAGUUCAGAAUCCUUUCGAUCCUGCUAAUAUGGACGGAAUGAUGGAUGGAAUGAAGAAUCAGGCUGUUAUGAUGGUACCGAAUAUGAUCAUUAUGCAAUACAUAAGUGUAUUCUUCUCUGGUUUCAUCCUCAUCAAAUUGCCCUUCCCGUUGACAUUGGGAUUCAAAUCUUUAUUGUCGAGAGACAUCGCGAUGCCUGAUUUAGACGUUCGAUGGGUUUCAGCACUCUCAUGGUAUUUCUUAAAUCUCUUUGGUCUAAACGGAGUGUUUAAGCUCCUCCUUGGAUCUGAUAAUGCCGCCGUGGACACGCGAGACAUGUCAGGUAACAUGAUGCCAUCCCUUCCUUCCGGUCCAGGUGCACCCGACCCCUCACGUUUGUUCCGCGCUGAAGUCGAAAACCUCGCUUUGGCAGAAGGUAGUUAUCGAUGGGCUUGUGAAGGUGUGGAAAACCGUGUUCUUGCGCGAUUCGGAAAGGUAUGA